Molecule: messenger RNA, 1333 nt
Organism: Lobosporangium transversale
Lineage: Eukaryota; Fungi; Mortierellomycota; Mortierellomycetes; Mortierellales; Mortierellaceae
Product: Pkinase-domain-containing protein
Exons: 8
Coding region: 141-1316 (391 amino acids)
Biological process (GO): protein phosphorylation; signal transduction
Cellular component (GO): cytoplasm
Molecular function (GO): ATP binding; protein serine/threonine/tyrosine kinase activity; protein serine/threonine kinase activity
Source: RefSeq, a predicted model, not a curated record
AACAAAAAAAAAAAAAAAAAAUCCAUCAGAUUCGGAGAACAGAAAUCUUGCUUUCAUCAACCUUUCUUCUUUUCCCUCCCCCAACAACAAAACAUUAACAACAACAACAACAUCAAAAAAAUAAAAAAAACUCAUCCACAAUGCCAUCAGAGCCCACCAUCAAUUACAUCAAGAUCAGUGGUGAACCAGACCCUACAAAGAUCAUCAAGGUGCAGGCAAACGAUGGCAAGUCUGGAGAGCCCUUUGAACUUGCAUAUAACAGCUGUAAGGCCAUCGGCAAUGGUUCCUUCGGUGUUGUCUUUCAAGCAAAACUAGCAGACACUGGCGAAGAUGCAGCCAUUAAGAAUGUGCUUCAGGAUGCACGGUUCAAGAAUCGUGAACUAGAAAUCAUGCGUCUAGUCUCACAUCCCAAUAUUGUUGAACUAAAGGCUUUUUUCUACAAUGAAGAAAAGAAGGAUAAAGUCUAUUUGAAUCUUGUGCUGGAAUACAUCCCCGAGACAGUUUAUCGUGCCUCGCGUCACUAUUCCAAGAUCAAGCAGAUGAUGCCUAUUUUCCAAGUGAAGCUGUAUAUGUAUCAGCUGUUCCGUGGCUUGGCUUAUAUUCAUGCUUUAGGCAUUUGCCAUCGUGACAUCAAACCCCAGAACUUGUUAUUGAACCCUGUUACCGGAAUCUUGAAACUAUGUGACUUUGGAAGCGCAAAAGUCCUUGUUGCAGGAAAGCCCAACGUGUCCUACAUCUGUUCACGAUAUUACCGUGCUCCAGAACUGAUCUUUGGCGCAACGAACUACACGACCAACAUUGAUGUCUGGUCAGCAGGGUGUGUUAUGGCAGAAUUAAUGCUUGGUCAGCCAUUGUUCCCUGGAGAGAGUGGUGUUGAUCAACUGGUGGAGAUUAUCAAAGUGCUUGGAACACCCAGUAAGGAGCAGAUCCAGACAAUGAACCCAAAGUACAUGGAACACAAGUUCCCUCAGAUCAAGCCUCAUCCUUUCAAUAAGAUCUUCCGCUCAAGGACAUCUCCAGAAGCAUUGGAUCUUCUUGCACACCUCUUGGAAUAUACACCAUCAAAACGAUAUACACCUAUUGAAGCCAUGGUUCACCCAUUCUUUGAUGAGCUCAGAGCACCAGAGACGAAACUGUGCAGUGGCAGGGAUCUUCCUCCUCUUUUCAACUUUACUCCUCUCGAACUCUCUAUCCGCCCAGAUUUGAUUCCCAUGUUGGUUCCACGCCAUGCUGAAGCUGAAUUGAGUUCACGUGGAAUUGACAUCCACAGCUUUACUCCCAUUGAUCUAAACGCUGUUCGCGUCAUACUCGAUUGAGUACUGGAUAAAAAAAC